AUGUCGAAGAGAAACCAUGUUGAUGAUCCAUCUGUCCUCCCUCCGCCAAAGCGCCCCCACACAAUUCCCAGCAUUCAUAUCGACCAAAUAACUGCCCUAAGUGACGAGCUCCUAAUCCAUAUACUGUCUUUUCUUCCCAUCCCCUCUUUGCUUGUCUGUCAACAACUAUCACGCCGAUUCCAUGCUUUAGCUGGAGACUCGGAACUCUGGAAAAGGCAAUACUACUCUCGAUGGGUACGACCUCGAGCACGUCGGCUGGCAAACGCUAGGCGUACCCUUUUCUCCCGACCUGAAAUCGAGUACUCGCCUAGGGUGUCAACCUGGCUUGACCAUGGUCACUUGGCAAAGGAGGGAGUGGCCACAAACUGGAAACGACAGUAUCGGCUGAGACACAACUGGUCAAGGGGGGUCUGUCGGGUCACGGAAGUCGAGUUUCCCCAACCGCCGCGUCGACAAAUGUUAGUAACCUUCUGUGCUGGCAUAGUAUUCACAGCGGAUUUAGGUCAUGGGUUAAGAGUUUGGCCCGCUAAGGAGCCCGAACAUUGUCUAGCAAGGAUCCUUUUGACAAACCCACCGUUGCCAUCAUUUCCUGCUCCUACAGCAAUAGCGGCGGCAGCGAGCGGUCCACAGCAGAGCCUCGUCGAUGUUACAGUUGGUUUUGAGGAUGGCCGUUUGAGCGUCUAUACUCUGGACACGACUACGUUGCGGCUGGGAAUGCGCUUUUCCUGCGUUGAAUGUGUCAGUGGAGCCAUCACUACUAUGGCCUCGUGCUCUCCUUUCCUUCUCUUAGUCUCCGAACAUAAGGUUUUAUCUUUGUAUGAAACAAUCCCGGACAAGGGUGGCGUUGGUGGAUCACUAGCCCCACGCCUACUAACAUCCCUCAAGGCAGACAGUAUUUUGGAACCAAUCUCGCUGUCGGUUCGUGCUACAGGCCCCAAAAUAAUAGCAUCUAUAGUAUACAGUUUUUACCAUAUUGGCUGUGGCUGGUCACUGGGAAUUCAAGAAUUGCAAUUUGGUUUGGAUGGUCAACAAAUAAGUUCGCGGCUCGCUACCACAGUGGAUUGUCACUAUGGCACGAUAUCCCCAGAUUCUCGCAACCAGUCAAAUAGGGAGUAUCGCACCGCCUCGUAUGCGACAGGUCUCCGGGGCAGGCAGAACACCACGCCACUCGGACCUUCAACAUCACACCACGAGCCUCCGACCUCAGUGUCCUAUUCUCACCCUUAUCUCUUGACUUCCCACGCGGACAAUACAUUAACCGUAUAUCUCGUGGUUUCUACUUCAACAAGCCUCUCCGUGAAAGGCUGCCAGCGUCUCUGGGGGCAUACAUCCUCGAUUUCGGCGGUGCAGAUUAGCGAUCGAGGCAAGGCGGUUUCUGUUAGCUCGAGAGGAGACGAUAUCAGGAUAUGGGAACUUGAAUCUUUGAUCUCUUCGCUAGGAGGGCAAAAAGCGUUGAGAAAUGGGAAUAGCAUCCGAAUCAGCCCCGAGAACAGAAUUGGUCGACGACAUGAUAGCCUUGGCUUGGUGCCAGAAUCAUACCAUGGUGAAUACCAUGCAGCCCGGUCAAGUUCGGUCGAUAUUCCUCACGGAUUAGCUAGGAUGCGUGGUUGUAUUGGCUUCGAUGAUGAGCGAGUCCUUCUGCUUCGAGAGAAGGAGGUUGGGACGCAGAUGCUCGAAUUUUACGACUUCACGUGA
Messenger RNA from Aspergillus sclerotioniger CBS 115572, 1695 nucleotides. RefSeq names its product WD domain protein. The record is from RefSeq and is a predicted model, not a curated record. The transcript has 2 exons. Gene Ontology annotation, molecular function: protein binding. Bases 1 to 1695 code for a protein of 564 amino acids. NCBI's taxonomy places the organism in Eukaryota, Fungi, Ascomycota, Eurotiomycetes, Eurotiales, Aspergillaceae.